This is a messenger RNA of Quercus lobata, 1032 nucleotides long. RefSeq lists its product as uncharacterized. The transcript has 3 exons. Lineage: Eukaryota; Viridiplantae; Streptophyta; Magnoliopsida; Fagales; Fagaceae. The coding region runs from base 1 to 1032 and encodes 343 amino acids. The record is from RefSeq and is a predicted model, not a curated record.
AUGAAUAUACUGAUUUGGAACAAUAGAGGAGCAUUAAAACCCUCAUUUCAGACUUAUGUUCAUGAGUUAGCUCGGCGGCAUGAUCCGGCUAUUCUGGUAGUUAUGGAGACUAAAUUGGGUGGUAACAAAGCCAAAGAAGUCACUGAUAGGCUGCCAUUUGAUGGAGUCAUCCAUACGGAGACGAUUGGUCUCAUUGGUGGGCUGUGGUUGUUGUGGAAUGAGGACCAGGUGGAGAUUCAGGAGCUAGCUAAAACAGAGCAGGAAAUUCAUGUAGAAGUAAAGGUAUGUGUCUUAAAUCUCUCAUGGAUUUUCUCUGCCAUAUAUGCUAGUCCUAGGAAUGUGGAAAGAUGCAUUCUUUGGAGCAAUUUAUCUAAGGUUGCAGAAUUGCAUAAUAAGCCAUGGAUUAUGGCAGACGAUUUUAAUGAACCUCUUGUGAAUGAGGAUAAAUUUGGAGGCAGGGGUGUUAGUAUGAAUAGGUCUCUAGCAUUCAAAGAUUGCUUAGAUUUAUGCAGUAUGGUUGAUAUGGGCUUUUCUGGUCCAAGGGACAUGUACGUAGCUGAAUCUAUUGAGGUUUUCUCUAAGGAAGCAACCAUUUGGAACAGGGACCAUUUUGGAAACAUCAACCAGAAGAAGAGGAGAAUCAUGGCUAGAAUCUAUGGUGCCCAAAAAGCUCUUUCCAUCUCAAGAAGGAAAAGGAACCAUAUUGCCUCGGUCAAAGAUGAGAGGGCGUUGUGGUUAACUGAUGAGAGAGAAGUCAUGGAGCACUUUAGAAGUGGUUUUGUCUCCUUGUAUACCACUUCUUUUGAGGCGGCCUCUCGGGUUCCAAGUUAUGAAGUAUCUUGGCAGGUGCAAUUGCCCGAGCAAGCUAAGGAUUCUAUUGGUGCCAUGGUCAAUUUGGAGGAAAUUAAAGAUGCUUUAUGGUCCAUGAAACUGUAUAAGGCUCCGGGUCCGGAUGGUCUUCAUGUUGGAUUUUUUCAACGUUUUUGGCUUGUAGUAGGGGAAUCUGUUAAGGAGGAAGUUAGGAGAGUUUAA